GUUGAUGUCAGUGUGUAACUGGAUUCCUCUAGUCUGGAACAACUGGGAACAAAGAUGGCUGAGUGUGGACUGGAAAACUGCUUUUCCCCACUCUUACAAAAGCUGGACUGAAGCCACUCAAAAUAAUUUUAGACUGAAACAUGCAAGUAUAAACUAUUCUUAUUUUUCAAAGCGUCUGUUCUUUCAGACAAAAAAACCAAACCUUUCGGCGUUUUUGUUGUUGUAUGAAGUUUUUCAGUCGAAUUUUCUUACGUAUUUCUGUUGCAUAACAUCGUAUUAGUGAAUUUAGAGUUUUUAAAAAGCUGAAACAAUAACUAUUCAACAACUUUGACUUGAUGGAAUUCGAGAUUUCAGUUCGUGGCAUCACAUUGCGCGUUUCAUAACCAACUUCGCAAUCAUCCAGCGUUAAAGAGCGACUGAAAUGAAGACGUUUGUUUAUAUUCAGUUACUGUAAAUGACAAAAUGAGCUCCAGUCGCGUCCGUCCUCAAGUACCGCAGACCCAGGCGGCAUCUGCAGCAGCUGCCCCCGCAACAUCUCCGCGUUAUGAUGAAGGGAUCGAGAUGGAAAAAAUGCAUCAUGAAGAAGUGGGCCUCGGAGUGCCCGAUGAGACCCCUUCUCCACCUACCUCCAGCUCCAGACAGGCAUGGAGCCGGGAUAACCCAGGCUUCGAACCGGAGGAGGGGAUGAUGGAAGCGGACUGGCCUCCGGCGAGCCCGGGGCGGAGGUCUGUGUCCACGGCGUCCAGCAGCAGCAGCAGCGGACCCGGGAGCUUCUCUGGCAUCAGUGCGCGGAUCAACAGAGGAUUGUAUCCAACUCCACCAGCACAAGAACACCGCAGCUGUGGGAAGAGGAUACUGGAGAAAAUGAGAGUGCUGUGGGAUACUCGUCUUUUGGGUGAGAGCAACAGUAACAGAGAGAUGUACCUGAAAACCGUACUACGAGAAAUGAUCACCUACAUCCUCUUUCUGGUCACCCUCUGCAUAUUAACCUACGGAAUGGUGAGCACCAACAUGUACUACUACACCAAAGUCAUGUCCCAACUUUUCGUGGACACACCGCUGACAAGUGGAGAACCAACAACCUUCAAGUCUCUUUCUACCAUGGAGGACUUCUGGAAAUUCACAGAAGGCCCCUUUCUUAAUGGCAUGUACUGGGAGUUUUGGUACAACAACAAGAGCCUCCCAGAAAACCAGAGUCUGAUCUACUACGAGAACCUCCUGUUGGGCGUCCCACGUCUCCGGCAACUCAAAGUGCACAAUGAGUCCUGUUCUGUCCACGAGGACCUGCGGGAUGAGGUUUACGACUGCUACAACGUCUAUUCUCCUGCCAAUGAGGACAAGGCACCAUUCGGACCGAAGAAUGGCACAGCGUGGAGGUACUCAGAGGAGAGCAGUCUGGGUGAGAGCAGCUACUGGGGUCAGGUGUCGACUUAUGGUGGUGGAGGUUACUACCAGGACCUUUCACGCACUCGAGAGAAGACGGCCAAUCAGCUGCAAGAGUUAAAAAACAACCUCUGGUUGGACCGUGGCACUAGAGCAGUGUUCCUGGACUUCUCCAUCUACAAUGGCAACGUUAACCUGUUUUGUAUUGUCAGAUUACUAGUAGAGUUUCCAGCCACAGGGGGCGCUGUGACCUCCUGGCAGUUCCAGACGGUACGACUUAUCCGGUACGUGUCCAGCUGGGACUACUUUGUGGCCAUGUGUGAAGUGGCCUUCUGCCUCUUUGUGCUGUAUUACCUGGUGGAAGAAGUUCUAGAGAUCCGCCUGCAUCGUUUGCGUUACUUCAAGAGCCUGUGGAACUGCUUGGAUGUUCUCAUUGUUACACUCAGUGUUCCAGCCAUCAUUAUGAACAUCUGCAGAACAUCAGCGGUCAGUCACAGACUUCACUUCCUGCUGGAGAACCACAGCACAUACCCCAACUUUGAGCCGCUCGCUCGUCUUCAGGUUCACUUCAACAACCUGGCUGCUGUCAUUGUCUUCCUCUCAUGGGUGAAGCUUUUCAAGUUUAUUAAUUUUAACAAGACCAUGAAUCAGCUGUCCACCACCAUGUCACGCUGCGCCAAGGACCUGAUGGGCUUCGCUAUCAUGUUUUUCAUCGUGUUCCUGGCCUACGCGCAGCUGGCAUAUUUAGUUUUUGGAACUCAAGUCAACGACUUCAGCACCUUUCAGGCCUGCAUUUUCACGCAGUUCCGGAUCAUUCUGGGUGAUUUUGACUUCUCGGAAAUUGAGGAGGCUGACAGUGUGUUGGGCCCCAUUUACUUCACCACCUUUGUGUUCUUCAUCUUCAUGAUUUUGCUGAAUAUGUUCUUGGCCAUCAUCAAUGACACUUACUCGGAGGUGAAAGCUGACAUGGCCCAGCAGAGGUCAGAGAUGGAGAUUACAGACCUUAUCAAGAAGGGCUAUAACAGGGCGAUGGUAAAACUCAAGCUGAAGAAGACCUCCAUCAAUGACAUCCCAGACAGCUUACACCAGGCUGGUGGCAAACUCAGCUUUGAUGAGCUCCGGCAAGACCUCAGAGGAAAGGGCCAUUCAGAUGCUGAGAUUGAAGCCAUUUUUGCCAAGUAUGACCUUGACGGAGAUCAGGAACUGACCGAACACGAGCACCAGCAGAUGAGAGAUGACCUGGAGAAAGAGAGAGAGGACUUGGAUCUGGAGCACAGUUCACUGCCCAGGCCAGUGAGUGGGCGGAGCUUCUCUCGUAGCCAGGACGACUCCGAGGAGGACGACGACGAGGACAGUGGACACAGCUCCCGUCGCCGUGGCAGCAGCUCAGGAGGCGUGUCAUACGAGGAGUUCCAAGUGCUUGUGCGUCGGGUGGACCGCAUGGAGCACUCGAUCGGCAGCAUUGUGUCAAAGAUUGACGCCGUUAUCGUGAAGUUAGAGGCCAUGGAGAGAGCCAAGAUGAAGAGGAGAGAUGUGCUUGGACGGAUCCUGGAUGGAGUCAUUGAGGACGAAAGAAUGGGCCGAGAUCCAGAGCUGCACCGAGAGCACAUGGACCGGCUGGUGAGAGAAGAGCUGGAGCGCUGGGAGUCUGAUGACACAAUGUCACAGGUGAGCCACCGUCAGGGCACUCCCAUCAUCCCAUCUGCUCAGCUCCGCCCACGCAGUUCCCGCUCACCCUCCUCGCUGUCCAAUGAAGGCCCGGAUGGUGCGGCCAGUGCUGCCGCCCACGUUUGAAGGGUUUUGGUUGUAAAAACAUUCCUCCAUUUCAUGAAUUUCAUUGUGCCACAAUUUAUUCUCCAGUGCCACGUCUGGUGCAGUGCACUGGGCAAAAUCUACUUAAAAAGUUUUAAAGCCACAUACGUUAAAUAGUCUUUAUAUUAAAGUAAAUUUGGGGCUUUACAGUGCUUUAUAAUGCAAAAAUUGAAGAUAAAUUUGAAGUUCUAAAACACAGUUUCACUAUUACUUAUUGAAAAGAAAUUUUUGUGGAUAAUCUAAUAAAGCAAAUUAGAUUUUAAGGUCAGUCAGUGGCAGCUUAGCUUUAGUUUACUCAUAUUAACAUUUAUUAAUCAGGUUUUUGAAAUUUGAGGUGCAUUUUGCUUUCCCGUAUUUUCUAACAGGCAAUCCUAGCUAUAAUUAUACUAUUUGCAAUUAUUUCAUCAGUAAAUAUUCAUCCCAAAAAGUUUCUUAAACCAUUUUCAGAACAUUAGAAACAACAUACAAAAAAGUAGCAAGUAUCAAAUGAUAAAACAUUCAUAAUACAAUAGAUACACUAUUCAAAAUUAAGACAAAUAGUUGUAUUGGGUCAUGUUAAACUUAAGGGGAACUUGAUACAGUCUCUAAAAACACUUAUAAGUCAUUAUAGAAAUGGCUCAGAAAAGUAUAUUGUAUGUCAACAUUUUUUGUACUGUAUCCUACUAUGGUUGAAUGCACCGCUUGCAAAGAAAUGCAGUAUAUACUUCGUUAUGCAUUAAGCUUUCACUAACCUACAGUAUUUAAGUCCAGUUUCAACUGUAAUGAAGAAGCCAGUUGGAAAGCUUUCAAUGAUGAAUGUAAUAAUGAAGGAAAUAAUGACCAAUAUCAUUCUGUAUAUAAUCAAACAGCUAUUCUUAAACACAAAAAUGUACCAUAUAAAGCAUCUCUGAUAUGAAAAGUAAACAUUCACAUUUUCCAAACAAUAAAGGUGGUCACACAUUGCUUUAUAUAUCAACUUUGGUGCAAUUUCCACUCAAGUUUAUGAUUUGCUUUGCAUAUUUUCUAGUUUGUCUUGAGUUAAUACAAGUGUGGCAUGUUCUGUUAAUCAUUUUUAAUAAUUAUGAUACUUAAAUAAUUUUGAUACUUUUUGUAAUUUGAAACAAACUUCAAUUUGGAGUGCAUCUUAUUUCAUGGGAAACCCAUGUGUAUUUGUCUUAAGGUAGGAUUUACAAAGCUUUUCAUGGUUCCCUAAAGGUAAAGUAAAUAGUUUCUGCACAACUAGCUGUUUUCAAACAGGUUAUGUAAAAAUACAGCCAAAUUUGUUAUGUUGGGCCGCUCAAACAAUUCACCGUUUGGUGCCGCUAGAGAAGCAGUAAUUACACACUUCUCCUUUAAGCCUAAGAAAAAUGUCAAAAAGCUUAAAACAAAUAUAUUUUCUUUCUUUUUUUUUUUUUUUUUUUUUUUACAUUUUUCAAUUUGUGCAAUGACCUCUGUAACUCUUUAUGGUACUGUUUAUACAUUAUUUACAGUUUAAUACGACAGUCGUUAGAAAUAAAAUCCAUUGAAACUCA
Messenger RNA from Ctenopharyngodon idella (grass carp), 4706 nucleotides. It is a transcript of the gene pkd2, whose product is annotated as polycystic kidney disease 2. Bases 463 to 3177 code for a protein of 904 amino acids. Gene Ontology annotation, cellular component: membrane. Gene Ontology annotation, molecular function: voltage-gated calcium channel activity; muscle alpha-actinin binding; voltage-gated sodium channel activity. NCBI's taxonomy places the organism in Eukaryota, Metazoa, Chordata, Actinopteri, Cypriniformes, Xenocyprididae. Gene Ontology annotation, biological process: detection of mechanical stimulus; release of sequestered calcium ion into cytosol; potassium ion transmembrane transport. The transcript has 14 exons. The record is from RefSeq and is a predicted model, not a curated record.